AUGCAAAACAGCAAUACUAUCAUUGCGCAUUUAUUAUCGCCGAUACAAGAAAAUGACGAAGAUGUUGAAGUAUCUGAAUCACACAGUCUUGUAGAAAAUACAGAUCCAAGUGCUACAACAAGCUCCGAAGUUCUAUUUCCAGAAGCAGUGAGACGACGUCGAAGCUCUGGACUAAGUGAUAUUUUUCCUAUAAAAAGAACCAGGUAUUCAGACCCGCAAGAGUAUACUGCUUCCCCUUCAGGCUUAGUGAAGCAACGAAUUAUCGGUGAAGGUUCAAUUCAAAGUACCCCUAAAGAUACUGAUUCAUCAAAAUUUAGAUCACAAGCUACUAUUAGCAAUGACGAUGAUUAUUCUAUGAGUGCGAGUGAAAAUAAUGAUGAUGAUGUUGGUGAUCAUAAUUAUAUGACAGAAAGCAUUAAUAAUGGUUGCCAUGAAGAAAUGGAAAAGAACAAAGCAGACAGGCUUGCAAAACCGAUAGUACUAUCCCCGAUACUAGCUGGAGUUUCAGCAUUUUUACCGAUAAAAAGUCCGAUUAUUUCUCAUCAUACAGUCUGCAGCUCUUUACCAGAGUUGACAAUAGUAGUAGAAAAAAAACGCUUAGACGAUGAUUUAGAAGAAUUUUAUGACUGCUUGGAAAAAACGAUGAGGAUACUCUACAAAAAGUAUAUUUUGCAAACGAACUAUGAGACGAGUUCUGUAGAUUCGGGCGUACAAAAAUAUGAGAAUGAGUAUUUUGAUGGUGAUUACCUUCGCUAUGAUGAUGAUGACAAGCGUGAUAAUGGGAAUAAAGAAUGCAGUAACGAAGAUUAUGUGGAUAGAAACAUAUCUGAGGGUAUCUCUAAAAUGACUGUAUUAUCACCGAUGCAAGAUAAUGAAAAAGAUAGAGAAGAUGUUGCAAUUCCUGUAUCAGACAGGCUUCCAGGAACUAAUAAUGAUGGCAUUAAUUAUGCUUGUGAUAUUGAUAUUGGUUUGCAUCAAGAAGUAGAAUGGGCCAAAUCAAGACAACUUACAAAAUCUUCAGAUGCACAAGAAGCUGAUAAUGAGUGUGACGGCGGUGAUUAUUAUGAAGACCUUGAUUGUGACUAUGAUACGGUUCAACAGGAUCAUGAAGAAUGCAAUAUUGAAAGUUCGCAUGAUCAAGAAGCAAAAAUUCACAGAUUAGACAGGUUUACAAAACCUAAAGGUCUAUCCACUAUUCUAGAAGUCGAAGAAAUUGAGUCUCUGCAUGAGCAACGAAGUGAAGACUCACAAGGGGGUGGAAUUUCUUUACAUUCACCAAAAGUAGAUUCAAUCGGUUCCCACAUAUCUUUGAAUUCUACUUUCGAUGCUGGAGAGGUCAAAACAGAUACUAAUAAUGGAUCAUCUGGUGAAGAAGUGGAACAAGUGUCAAACAUACUUGUAAAAAAGUAUGAUUUAUCGGGUAUGUUAGCUGCAUCACCCAAUUUUUCAGUUGACUCUCUAGUUGAAGAUGAAGAUGUAAGGGAAAAAAGUUUCGGAUCUAUUGAAGAAGAACAACCUGUAUCCAAUAGUCUUGUGGAAACUAUAGGUGGGUUUUAA
This is a messenger RNA of Pararge aegeria (speckled wood butterfly), 1557 nucleotides long. RefSeq lists its product as uncharacterized. NCBI's taxonomy places the organism in Eukaryota, Metazoa, Arthropoda, Insecta, Lepidoptera, Nymphalidae. The transcript is spliced from 8 exons. The coding region runs from base 1 to 1557 and encodes 518 amino acids. The record is from RefSeq and is a predicted model, not a curated record.